Messenger RNA from Tetrahymena thermophila SB210, 993 nucleotides. RefSeq names its product zinc-binding dehydrogenase family oxidoreductase. The record is from RefSeq and is a predicted model, not a curated record. The transcript is spliced from 2 exons. Gene Ontology annotation, molecular function: oxidoreductase activity. Lineage: Eukaryota; Ciliophora; Oligohymenophorea; Hymenostomatida; Tetrahymenidae.
AUGGAAAAUUCAUAGAUGAAGUGCUUAUCUUUAGAAUAAUUUGGCUAACCUUUGACUUUUAAACAAGUAGAUAUACCUCAACCAGGUUAAGGAGAGGUUUUGAUAUAAGUAGAAGCUUCCCCAAUUAACCCUUCUGAUUUGCUCUUCUUAAAUGGUAAAUAUGCUAAUUCAGGAUUCAUACCUCCUUGCAUUCCUGGAUUUGAAGGAUCUGGCGUUGUAAUUAAAAGCGGUGGAGGAGAAGAAGCUGAUAGUUUAUUAAAUAAAAGAGUCGCUUUCAUUUUCUGUAAAGGUGCUUAUGCCUAAUACACUGUAGCUAAUUCUCAGACUUGUUUGCUAAUUGAUGAUGAUGUCACAUUUAACUAAGCAGCUUCUUCAUUUGUUAAUCCUUUAACUGUCGUUGGUAUGCUAGAAGUUGUGAAAGAAGCUAAGGUAAAAACUGUAGUUCAUUCUGCCGCUGCAUCUGCAUUAGGAAGAAUGAUGGUCAGAUAUUUCAAAAAUAAUGGUGUUGAAGUUAUCAAUAUCGUAAGGAGACAAGAGUAAGUAGAAAUUCUUUAAAAAGAAGGAGCUACCAUCAUCCUCAACUAAAAUGAUUAAGAUUUCCUCCCUCAACUAAAGAAAAUAACAACUGAAUUAAAUGCUACUAUCUUCUUUGAUGCAAUAGCAGGAUCUUUCACUGGUGAAGUUCUUUCCUAAAUGCCAAAUAACUCUACAGCAUAUGUUUAUGGUCUUCUUUCUGGAGAAAAAUCCUCUGUUUCACCAGCUGAAUUAAUUUUUAGAAAUUAGUUUGUAAAAGGAUUUUUAUUAGGUACUUGGUUACAAUCAAUAACCCCUGAGUUGAAAAAAUAAUCUAUAGAAAAACUCCAGAAAUUAAUUAAGACUGAUUUAAAAUCAGAAAUAUCUAAAGAAUAUUCUCUUCAAGAUGGACAGUAAGCUAUUGAAUAUUAUUCUAAAAAUAUGUCUUAAGGAAAAGUCUUAAUUAAGCCACAAUAGUGA